UGAUGAUGAUGAUAAUAAUAUUCAUCAUAAUAAUUUUUAUUUAAAAAAAAGAAAGUUAAACAAUGGCACAGAGCUGCAAAAGCUGUUUGUAGUUAGCGAAGCUUAAGCCAGUCACGGAAUCUAGCUAGGCAGAAGAGCGGGGGAUUAUGGGACAUGUAGUUUUUUGUUAAGUGCAUACAACCAGCGUGAUGAGAAUACUUUGCGAAAAUAUAUUGUAAGAAAAAUAACCAGACAUCAACACGCAUAAUUAUCCACAGCAUCAUAAUGAUAAGUGGCCAAAAGACAUAUUAAAAGUACGUGUUAAAGUGAUCCAUGAUUUAAAUCAGUGGCCAAAUUCACUUCCGACAUCUUUGUUGCCAUAGUUACCCGGGCACGCGCUGAAACUAUCCUCAGGUCGUACUGUCUUAACAAACCUCAGCUGUGAAAGUUGUCAACAGUUCGAUUGUUUAUUAUUGAUAAAGUGUUGUUUUGAGUUCAUUUUGGAGUCAUUUCGCACAGCUAGCUGACAGCGCGAUGCUAAGCUCCAGCCUGAGCGCGCAAAGAAGAGAGGAAUGUCAAACUCAGAUGCAGACAUCUGUUGGUUUAGCCGGACGGCAGCGCAGGCAGACCGGACACACAAACCGCUGGCAGUUGGCUCCGCCCCUACCCGGUAAUCUGCUGGGUCAGGCCCAGGUGGAGAAAGUGACGAGGUCGGGGAUCUACUUCCAUACACCUCACAGAUCUACAAAGUCAGUGGACACACUCCAGCAGUGGCGUGACGACUCCCAGAGCCAGCAGCCUCCUCCUCCUCACGCCAUCACACCCGGCAGACUCCGUGCAUCACAGAACAUCCAGCUGUUACUCACAUCUGCAAAUCCUGAACACGAGUUCUACGUUGUCUCUCAGCAGGUGGUUGAGAACGCUCAGCCAGAGGCAGUACUGGAGUGUUUCGGGAUCAUCUGGGAGCUGCACUAUCCAUACCUGUGUGAAUCAGAGACCCUCGCAGAACUCUACAGGAACUCCAAGAAGCAAAGACACACACUGCUCCAGGAAAGAGCCGAGAGCAGUUUAAAGGAGGGGUGUGUGUCACGAGGAGGCAGGGAGGUGAGACUGAGACAGGACGGAGGAAUGGGAAUGAGUCGAGGCAGCCUCACACGUCCCGUCCUACUCCCGCUGAACAUAAACGAUCUCUCCAUCACAAAAGAGUCUCUAUCGUUUGCCCUGAGGUCAAUGUACAGGUGUGAUGAGAGUCCUGAUCAGUGGAACGAGGCCGUGCUCUGUACCGCCACCCUGCUGCGUCUGCCACAACUUACACAGAGGUGUUUGAAGGAGAUGAUAUCCAGUGUCAGUUUUUCAACAGUGUGUGACUUUCACAGAGUUUCCUGUAAGUACAAGCAAACGAGUCUUCAGCAGGCGUGCGAGCGAUGGCUGGAGCUGUUUCUCGUGACGGAGCUGUCGCAUCGCAGCCACCUCAGGGACUUGACCUUUGACCUCUUGCUCAAAACCCUGCAGAGCCCCAGACUGUUCACAAGCAACGAAUACGAGCUGCUCAGGACUGUGCUGUACUGGAUCUACCUGCAGUUUAACACCCGAGAACACAAUCUGCCCUCACACACCACCAUCAUCGGCUUCUUCUGCAGGGCUCCUGGGGUUUUUCUGGAGCAGCCUUCAGGCCACAUGUACACUCCUCUCUUCCAGGCUCUUCGUCUGCACGGUAUCACAGAGCAACAGCACAUGGAGGAGAUGCAGAAGAUCCACGUGUUCCCUCACUCCUGGCUCCACUUUACCUUCUCUAACCUUGUCUACUCUAUCCACAGUGGAGGCAACAUGCACAUCACCAACUUUUCCAAGCAGGCUGUCCGCUUUGGAAUGACCGUCACCGAGGAACACUGCACUCACACUGUCGGUCUCUACGGCUUCUACUUCCUGCUCAGAGCUUCUCGAGUUGGAGAAACGGAAGCAUAUGCCUUCUCCAUGGAGAGGCUAAGACAUUGGGACCCUGCACUAGCUGAGAGCUGUAGGACAUCACAGCCAUUUAGCAUGAGAGCAGAGCGCUGUGUGUGCUAUAAGAUCGGUGUGCAAAGCCGUGUGUGUGGAGAAUGGCAGGAAAGGAGCAGCGGAGAACUCAAUCAAGUGUUUGGCUUGAGUAAACGCUGCUGCAGGAGCAAGGUGUUUACAGUCGACGGACUCUGUGUGCCCGCGCUGGUGACGUUUUCCCUCGCCUUCCCAUCCGCAUGAAUUAUUCCAACAAUGAUACAGAUAUGCUUUUCCUCCUCGGCUAAUCAGGAGUCCUAACUUGACUUACCUGUGAUUACAUUGUACACACAGGAAUAAAACAGUCAGUGUCCUGCUGUUACAGGAAAACCCUCAACAAUGUGGUGUGAUGGAGCAGAGUUACUGUUACCCCACUGAAGCUGAUUACUUUCCUAUAACAGCAUGGCUCCGAAUGUUUUACUCCUCUUACGCCUCAGCAAUAUGCCAAUACUUACAGCAUGUAUUUAAUAAAGAAUGACACAUCAUGGGGUUUAUCUAUAGUAUUUAUAGUCAGUGUGAAGCAACUUAGGUCGUUCCCUCAUUAGUGUCUCUUUUUCCUCUCUUGAAUAAAAUACGCCGCUUGUCUUGUUACUGAGAAACCAGAAAGAUGUGUGUCCUGAAGAUGUGGGAAAACUUCCAGCUUUAUUUUUGACUGCUGUUAAGAGAAUUAAUCAACAACUUCUGACCAAUCAGAACGCAGAACUCAGCAGGGCUGUGGUGUAAACAAUUACACACACUGUGGUUAUGAUAAACACAGCAUAAGAACUAUUUUGGGGGGAUUUUAAUGGAAUUUCCAACUAUGUCUGUAUUUGUUUUUUUCUUUAUUUUGCACUAAAAGUCCAUAUUUCAAACAUAUUCACUGAGUCGCUUUGGUGCUGUGAGAACAUUUUCCUCCUUCUCUUUAAGUACGUCAGGUCUCCAUUGUUCUCAGUGCUCCUGUUUGAGAGGAAAGGAAGCGAGCUUUGGACACGACACAGGAAGUACUCCCUGACCCCGUUUGCCUCGAGUCCACCACGUCCCAGUUUCUUUCGUUCCGAGAGCCGUUUCUCACUCCCGAAAACUAUUUUAAGAGAAAGAGCAAAGCCGAUUUCA
Hemibagrus wyckioides is the source of this 3105-nucleotide messenger RNA. RefSeq names its product BTB (POZ) domain containing 16 (gene btbd16). Lineage: Eukaryota; Metazoa; Chordata; Actinopteri; Siluriformes; Bagridae. The transcript has 16 exons. Bases 514 to 2217 code for a protein of 567 amino acids. The record is from RefSeq and is a predicted model, not a curated record.